AUGGGGAAUCACCUCGGCCGUUACUCCUCAGGACACAGCAAACACCAUCCUCAUCCUCCAUAUAAAUGCGGUGAUUCUGUGCCAAAAAUCCCAACCCAAACUUCAAUUUCAGCAAAUAUAAACAUGGGUUUGUGUUUGCCGUAUGCUCAUGUGGACUCCACCUUACGGGAUCUGGCUGGCCAAGCUGAAGGCUUCGGCCGCCACGCUAUAGGUGGCCUGCGCGGCCCCCUUUAUCAUGUCACUACUCUUGCUGAUGACGGGCCUGGAUCACUUCGUUAUGGAUGUCGUCAGAAAGAACCCCUAUGGAUAGUCUUUACAGUUUCAGGCACCAUUGAGCUCUCAUCUUAUCUGAAUGUGUCAUCUUAUAAGACCAUUGAUGGACGUGGUCAAAGGAUUAAACUCAAAGGGAAAGGAUUGAGGUUGAAAGAGUGUGAACAUGUGAUUAUCUGCAAUCUAGAGUUCGAAGGGGGUAGAGGACAUGACAUUGAUGGCAUUCAGAUUAAACCAAAUUCAAAGCAUAUUUGGAUUGAUCGUUGUAGUCUUACUGACUAUGACGAUGGAUUGAUAGAUAUCAGUAGAAUGAGCACGGAUAUUACUAUAUCUCGGUGUCAUUUCUUCAAUCAUGAUAAAACCAUACUUAUAGGGGCAGAUCCUUCGAACACAGGAGACAGGUGUAUGCUGGUUACCAUUCAUCAUUGUUUCUUUGAUGGGACUCGACAGCGGCAUCCGCGUGUUAGAUUUGCAAAAGUUCAUCUCUACAAUAAUUAUACCAGAAACUGGGGAAUUUAUGCUGUUUGUGCAAGUGUAGAGUCACAGAUAUAUUCCCAAUGCAACAUAUAUGAAGCCGGACACAAGAAAUUAGUUUUCAAAUAUCUCACUGAAAAGGCGGCAGACAGGGAAGAGGGAUGUACUGGCUGUAUUAAAUCAGAAGGUGAUUUAUUUGUUAGUGGAACUCAAGCAGGCUUGAUACCGAUCCCCAGCAAAACUUGUAUGUUUUGUCCUAGCGAAUUUUAUGAGACAUGGACUGUAGAACCCCCGACCGAUACUUUGAAACAUUUUCUUGAACACUGCACUGGGUGGCAGCGUAUCCCUCUACCUGCUGAUCAGCCCAUCGUUUCUUAG
Messenger RNA from Fraxinus pennsylvanica, 1122 nucleotides. NCBI's taxonomy places the organism in Eukaryota, Viridiplantae, Streptophyta, Magnoliopsida, Lamiales, Oleaceae. The record is from the annotation of a GenBank genome assembly.